Molecule: messenger RNA, 1426 nt
Organism: Daucus carota subsp. sativus
Lineage: Eukaryota; Viridiplantae; Streptophyta; Magnoliopsida; Apiales; Apiaceae
Product: cold-responsive protein kinase 1
Exons: 6
Coding region: 212-1321 (369 amino acids)
Biological process (GO): protein phosphorylation
Molecular function (GO): protein serine/threonine kinase activity; ATP binding
Source: RefSeq, a predicted model, not a curated record
UUAUCAUUUUAAAGGGGACUAUCACCAACCUCACUAUUAAAUGAUUCAAGCGCCUAUCUAUAUACAUAAUUUCCACACUUACAAGUCAAAUUUGGAUCUUCUUCCCACCAUUCUCAUUCACAUAUAUUGCUUUUCAUCUUUGUUUUCAUCUGCUCUCCAAAAUGAGCUGAUUUUCAUAUUUUGCUGAUUGGAGUUUUUCUAUCUGCACGACAUGAGUUGUAGCUGUUUCGGUGCCUCGGCCUUAAACAGGAAAGAUAAUGGUGGUGCUGAUUCAGGGGACUUUGAAGGGCAUAGGCUUGGAAAUAUAAAAACUUUUUCAUACAAACAAUUAAGGACAGCAACGGAUUAUUUUCACCCAAGAAAUAAGAUCGGAAGAGGUGGCUACGGAACUGUGUAUAAGGGUAUCCUCGACGGGAUAGAGGUAGCUGUGAAAACACUUUCUGCACAAUCCAAUCAGGGAGUGCGCGAAUUUUUGACUGAAAUUGACAUCAUAACAAAUGUCAGGCACACAAACCUUGUUCAGUUAAUUGGAUGUUGUGUUCAGGGAACAAACCGAAUUUUAGUAUACGAGUUUUUGGAAAAUAAAAGCCUUGAUACUGCUUUAUUAGGUUCACAGGUUAAAGACACUAAACUGGACUGGGAACGACGUUCUGCUAUUUGUAAGGGCACUGCCAGGGGUCUUGCUUAUCUUCACGAAGAAGUUGUGCCACCUAUAGUACAUAGAGACAUUAAAGCUAGCAAUAUACUGCUCGAUAAAGACUUCAUACCAAAAAUUGGUGACUUUGGAUUGGCUAAACUUUUUCCAGACAACAUCAGUCAUAUCAGUACAAGAAUAGCAGGAACCACCGGUUACUUGGCACCAGAAUAUGUUUUGGGUGGUCAGCUGACGAAGAAGGCAGAUGUCUACAGCUUCGGGGUUCUCAUACUUGAGAUAGUAAGUGGCAGAAGUAGUGGAAAAGCAAAUUUAGCUACUGGCACGCAGAAACUUCUGAUAGAAUGGGCGUGGCAGCUCUACGAAGAAGAUCGACUCUCAGAAAUGGUGGAUCCUGCUCUGGAAGGAUGCCCUGAAGAAGAACUUGCAAGGUACAUUAAAAUAGCAUUUUUCUGCACACAAGCAACAGCCAGCAGGAGGCCAACAAUGAGCCAAGUUGUUGACAUGCUCGCAAAGAACCAUACGCUAAACGAGAAGGAACUGGUGGCCCCUGGUUUUUCUCAAGAUACAACUACUCGUUCAUCUACAACUAAAAAGAUACCUUCUACAUCAACAAGCACACAGAUGAGCUCUGUCCCACUCUCUGUCACUCAGCUCAUUCCUAGAUAAAACUCAAGUCAACUUCAGCUUGUCAAAAUGUUAGGGAUGCCUUUAAAGCCACAACAGCAAUGUAGGAAGCAUCAUUCUAUAAAAAUUCACUUUUUUCCGUAGAAA